This is a messenger RNA of Homo sapiens (human), 2890 nucleotides long. RefSeq names its product transient receptor potential cation channel subfamily V member 5 (gene TRPV5). Bases 288 to 2477 code for a protein of 729 amino acids. Gene Ontology annotation, biological process: transmembrane transport; monoatomic ion transport; calcium ion transport into cytosol. Gene Ontology annotation, molecular function: monoatomic ion channel activity; calcium channel activity. The transcript has 15 exons. NCBI's taxonomy places the organism in Eukaryota, Metazoa, Chordata, Mammalia, Primates, Hominidae. The record is from RefSeq and is marked reviewed. Gene Ontology annotation, cellular component: membrane; apical plasma membrane; calcium channel complex.
AGUCCCCUCAGCGCACCUGCAUGCACACACACCACCUCACAACCACACACUGCAUGCACACACAUACACCACAGCCACACACUGUGCAUACACGCACACCCCACAACCCACAUACUGCAUGCACACACACACACCUACAAGCUGCAUGCUGCAUACACAAGUCAUACAGGAGAUAAACUCAGAGUCCCAGCCCCAAAUAGACCCCAUCUCUUGCUCAGUUGCUGUCAUCCUAGACCUGUUUCUUUCGCCACAUUUCUAUAAUCUGCCAGUGUCUGCAAGGAGAAGACAUGGGGGGUUUUCUACCUAAGGCAGAAGGGCCCGGGAGCCAACUCCAGAAACUUCUGCCCUCCUUUCUGGUCAGAGAACAAGACUGGGACCAGCACCUGGACAAGCUUCAUAUGCUGCAGCAGAAGAGGAUUCUAGAGUCUCCACUGCUUCGAGCAUCCAAGGAAAAUGACCUGUCUGUUCUUAGGCAACUUCUACUGGACUGCACCUGUGACGUUCGACAAAGAGGAGCCCUGGGGGAGACGGCGCUGCACAUAGCAGCCCUCUAUGACAACUUGGAGGCGGCCUUGGUGCUGAUGGAGGCUGCCCCAGAGCUGGUCUUUGAGCCCACCACAUGUGAGGCUUUUGCAGGUCAGACUGCACUGCACAUCGCUGUUGUGAACCAGAAUGUGAACCUGGUGCGUGCCCUGCUCACCCGCAGGGCCAGUGUCUCUGCCAGAGCCACAGGCACUGCCUUCCGCCAUAGUCCCCGCAACCUCAUCUACUUUGGGGAGCACCCUUUGUCCUUUGCUGCCUGUGUGAACAGCGAGGAGAUCGUGCGGCUGCUCAUUGAGCAUGGAGCUGACAUCAGGGCCCAGGACUCCCUGGGAAACACAGUAUUACACAUCCUCAUCCUCCAGCCCAACAAAACCUUUGCCUGCCAGAUGUACAACCUGCUGCUGUCCUAUGAUGGACAUGGGGACCACCUGCAGCCCCUGGACCUUGUGCCCAAUCACCAGGGUCUCACCCCCUUCAAGCUGGCUGGAGUGGAGGGUAACACUGUGAUGUUCCAGCACCUGAUGCAGAAGCGGAGGCACAUCCAGUGGACGUAUGGACCCCUGACCUCCAUUCUCUACGACCUCACGGAGAUCGACUCCUGGGGAGAGGAGCUGUCCUUCCUGGAGCUUGUGGUCUCCUCUGAUAAACGAGAGGCUCGCCAAAUUCUGGAACAGACCCCAGUGAAGGAGCUGGUGAGCUUCAAGUGGAACAAGUAUGGCCGGCCGUACUUCUGCAUCCUGGCUGCCUUGUACCUGCUCUACAUGAUCUGCUUUACUACGUGCUGCGUCUACCGCCCCCUUAAGUUUCGUGGUGGCAACCGCACUCAUUCUCGAGACAUCACCAUCCUCCAGCAAAAACUACUACAGGAGGCCUAUGAGACACGUGAAGAUAUCAUCAGGCUGGUGGGGGAGCUGGUGAGCAUCGUUGGGGCUGUGAUCAUCCUGCUCCUAGAGAUUCCAGACAUCUUCAGGGUUGGUGCCUCUCGCUAUUUUGGAAAGACGAUUCUUGGGGGGCCAUUCCAUGUCAUCAUCAUCACCUAUGCCUCCCUGGUGCUGGUGACCAUGGUGAUGCGGCUCACCAACACCAAUGGGGAGGUGGUGCCCAUGUCCUUUGCCCUGGUGCUGGGCUGGUGCAGUGUCAUGUAUUUCACUCGAGGAUUCCAGAUGCUGGGUCCCUUCACCAUCAUGAUCCAGAAGAUGAUUUUUGGAGACCUAAUGCGUUUCUGCUGGCUGAUGGCUGUGGUCAUCUUGGGAUUUGCCUCCGCGUUCUAUAUCAUUUUCCAGACAGAGGACCCAACCAGUCUGGGGCAAUUCUAUGACUACCCCAUGGCACUGUUCACCACCUUUGAGCUUUUUCUCACUGUUAUUGAUGCACCUGCCAACUACGACGUGGACUUGCCCUUCAUGUUCAGCAUUGUCAACUUCGCCUUCACCAUCAUUGCCACACUGCUCAUGCUCAACUUGUUCAUCGCCAUGAUGGGCGACACCCACUGGAGGGUGGCCCAGGAGAGGGAUGAGCUCUGGAGGGCCCAGGUCGUGGCCACCACAGUGAUGCUGGAGCGGAAGCUGCCUCGCUGCCUGUGGCCUCGCUCCGGGAUCUGUGGGUGCGAAUUCGGGCUGGGGGACCGCUGGUUCCUGCGGGUUGAGAACCACAAUGAUCAGAAUCCUCUGCGAGUGCUUCGCUAUGUGGAAGUGUUCAAGAACUCAGACAAGGAGGAUGACCAGGAGCAUCCAUCUGAGAAACAGCCCUCUGGGGCUGAGAGUGGGACUCUAGCCAGAGCCUCUUUGGCUCUUCCAACUUCCUCCCUGUCCCGGACCGCGUCCCAGAGCAGCAGUCACCGAGGCUGGGAGAUCCUUCGUCAAAACACCCUGGGGCACUUGAAUCUUGGACUGAACCUUAGUGAGGGGGAUGGAGAGGAGGUCUACCAUUUUUGAUUAACAUCGCUAUCACUCUUGACCUUACUCCCGGUUGGCCUGGGGGCGGGGACAGAGACGGAGACCUCUGCCUAUGCAAGUGUCUAACUUCUGUGCCUGUUAAUCAUGGGAGGGUGAGACAGAACAAUCCCUAAAGGGUCAUGCCUCACACUUCACAUCAGAAUUUCUGGCAAUGGGCAAUGGUCAUCGAUUGUCUCACGUAUUUUCUGGGCUCUUGCAAGUCACCCAUCUCAGGAAAAAGGAGGUUGGCAACUAAAGACAUGAGGCAGGGAUGCUAGAUUAAUGUCAGGACCAUUUCUCUUCUGCCCCACGCAGCCCCUAGAAAGUAGUAAGCUGUGAGGCUUUUCUGGCUCCCCAGGGCUUACGUGGGAAGAGCCAGGCAUGGCAUAGAGGUUGUGGCCCUUCUUUUUUUC